UCUCACUUCCAGAUAUUCGUUGAAGUUACUAGAUUUUUAUGAUAUUUUCUAGAACAUUCUAGAUAUUCUACACUUACUUUUAUAAACUUUUCGAUCUUAACGUCAUGUGUCCUGUAGCUAACAUCCAAAUUAAAGCAUUGAAAAUACUGGUUACGGCAAUAAAGAUAAUAAAAAGAAAUAUAUGAUGUUACGAAACCAACAGAUGUUGAACUCGAACCAGUAUCAUCUUUAAUAAAAUCUGUCUCAUGACGUUACGUAUUUACGCCAGUCUACUUAUACAGUUGUAAUGGUUUCUAUCGAUUAUAUGGGUUCGUAUUGACUGUUCGAUAGGAAAAAAAAUAACGAAAGAUUCAAUCCACUUAAAGAAAUAAAAAUGAUUUAUUUCUUUAACUUGAGCCCCCUGGCGACGUAGCGAUAGGUCUGAAGGCUUACAUAGCUAAAAAUCGGGUUUCGAUGCCCGCGGUGGGCAGAACGCAGAUAAACCUAUUGUGUAAUUUAGCGUUUAAUAUACAAACAAAACUGCUCAACUUCAAGUUGACCGGUACACCUAACUUGACGUAUUACGUCUACAGACAUUAUACUUACAUAAUAAUUUUGUAUCUGUAUUUACUUGCUGAAACACAUACAUGUUGUUUGUAAUUAUAUUUACUAGACGAAGCGUAUGCAAUACAAAGCUCUACGUUCAGAAAACUCAAUGUAGGAAGGUUGGUACUUAUUUAAGUAGCUAUAAUUUUCUCCGUGCCACAUGUUCAAAAACGUAACAAAUACGACACACAUUGAAUUUCGCAUUUGAUAUUAAUAUAAUAAGCAGUAGCAAAAAAAAAAUAAAUUAAGUAUGAUGUAGGGAUGGUAACGCUAGGUAGCACAAAAACAAUGUAGUUAUAACGCUGAGUAGUAUCUUUGAAUUUUGGAAUAUGUUCUUUCGUGUCUUUAGGAUGUGGGUAAACAGGAUGUGACGUUUUCCACACUCUCUCUCUGAAUCAUUUAAUCUUGAUUCGGCAAGUCAGCAACUGCAGUACUCUUCCAUGUACAUGUGGAUCUAAAUCCCGAAGAAGCAGAAACAACUGCAGUGUUGCUUUUUAUUUACUUUUGGUAAUAUUAUUUUAUUACUAAGCUACAAUUGUUAAAGGCUUGUUUGUCAUCUUACUGAAGAAGUGGAUCAGUUUAGUUUUAACUACAUGAGUAGACGUUCUUCUGAUUAUUGUUCCACGGAGCAUUACUACAAAUAACAAAAUAAGAAAACUUUAUCACCUAUAGGUGCUAACGCUCAUGAUGAAGUGUUUCGGAGUUGUUGUCCUUCUGAUAGCAGCAACAGGAGAAGGGUUCUACGGCCUCGUCGUUCAACUCAUUGACGGAAUGCAUAUCGAGAACAUUAUUGGAUUGAACAAUCUUUACCGACUUUUGCUUUUGUUGCCAAUUGUGCUAUUCAGUGGUUCACGGAUGCUGUACGACAGAAAAACAAUGUUAAUUUUACUUCUUCGUGGUAUUCUCGGCUCCUUAGCUUUGUCUCUGCUGACCUACUCGUACACUCUACUGCCGAUAGGAGAUGCAGCUUCAUUGUACUUCUGUAGCCCUUUGUAUACAAUGCUUUUCAGUAUUUGUCUCCUGAAGCAUCGUUGUAAGCCUGCGGACGUCCUCGCUGUUUUGUUGUGUUUGUUGGGAGUCGUAUUACUUUACAAACCAGCCUUUCUGUUUACAGACCAAACAAACCAUUCAGAAGAGGUUUUAAAAUCUAGACUUUUUGGCGCCAUGAUUGCAACAUGUGGUGCUUUGUGUGAUGCCUUACUGUUUGUGUGUAGUAACUCUCUGUGUAAAGUACAUUACUCUGUAAUCUCUUUUUACACAGUUCUGUGUACGGUAGUUCCUUGGACUUUGACACUUGUGGUUAAAGGUAUUCCAACAAAUUUCUCGAAGUGUUCGAAUAACAAUUUAUACUUGAUUUUUUUGGCAGUUUUUGGUGUAGUAAUUCUAUUGACCUUGAAUCGAGGGCUUCAACUAAUCAGUCCAGGUCCAGCUAGUAUUAUUUUUUCUAUGGCAAUUCCGAUAGGUUUCCUUGUUCAAGUCUUCAUAAAAGGUAACCCAAUAACCCUGAUAUCUGGAGUUGGUGCUUUGGCGAUCUUUACAUCAGUAUUAAUUUCCAUUUCUUUUGGCUGUACCUGCUUUUGUGAAGCCCUGGAUUCCUCCCUUUUUGUGGAAUACAUAAUGAAACUGAAACAUUAUAUUAGGAUAUUACCAUAUUCGUGA
Limulus polyphemus (Atlantic horseshoe crab) is the source of this 2244-nucleotide messenger RNA. RefSeq names its product solute carrier family 35 member G1-like. The transcript is spliced from 2 exons. NCBI's taxonomy places the organism in Eukaryota, Metazoa, Arthropoda, Merostomata, Xiphosura, Limulidae. The coding region runs from base 1270 to 2244 and encodes 324 amino acids. The record is from RefSeq and is a predicted model, not a curated record. Gene Ontology annotation, cellular component: membrane.